This is a messenger RNA of Oncorhynchus nerka (sockeye salmon), 514 nucleotides long. Its product is annotated as allograft inflammatory factor 1-like. Gene Ontology annotation, biological process: actin filament bundle assembly; ruffle assembly. Gene Ontology annotation, cellular component: actin filament; ruffle membrane. The transcript has 5 exons. NCBI's taxonomy places the organism in Eukaryota, Metazoa, Chordata, Actinopteri, Salmoniformes, Salmonidae. Gene Ontology annotation, molecular function: calcium ion binding; actin filament binding. The record is from RefSeq and is a predicted model, not a curated record. The coding region runs from base 25 to 411 and encodes 128 amino acids.
UUGGAUUCCUCAAGUCUCAGCAGGAUGAAACUGAACUCCAUCAAUGAGGGUUUUCUCACAGAUCCUAAAUAUGCAGAGGAGGAGGACCUCAGCUCAAAACUGGAAAUGUUUAAAAACAAAUACAUGGAAUUUGAUCUCAAUGACCAAGGAGACAUUGACAUGAUGGGGCUGAAGCGCAUGUUGGAGAAGCUGGGUGUGGCAAAGACUCACUUGGAGCUGAAAAAGAUUAUGUCAGAUGUGGUUGGCAGUGCUGCACGAGACACGUUCUGUUACACAGACUUUCUCAAUAUGAUGCUAGGGAAGAGGAAUUCCAUACUCCGACUGAUCUUGAUGUUUGAGGAGAAAGGGAAAGACCAGGAGCCCAAAGAGAGUGGACCACCGCAACGCAAGACUUUUUCAGAUCUGCCCUGAAGGCACUUACGUUAUGGAUCCAAUCUGUUCAUAUAAAAACUGAAUGUCAAAUGAACUGGGUUAUACAGGUUUCAUUGUAAGGAAUAAAGAAAGGUUUGAUUGA